Pseudomyrmex gracilis is the source of this 1082-nucleotide messenger RNA. RefSeq lists its product as uncharacterized. The record is from RefSeq and is a predicted model, not a curated record. Lineage: Eukaryota; Metazoa; Arthropoda; Insecta; Hymenoptera; Formicidae. The transcript is spliced from 3 exons. The coding region runs from base 121 to 804 and encodes 227 amino acids.
UAGCCGACUCGCUCACGCCUUCAGCCUCAUCGGCGGCGAUUCUUCCUCAAGAAAGAUGAUUCUUCUAAAUCACGCGGAUCAAUCUUCGCACGUGAAAGAUUCUCACGCACACGUACGAAGAUGAUGUGCGAUGCGCGUACGUGCGCCGGCUGUCGAUAUCUGGAGCAAGAUUACGAACAGGAGGACGAUCGAGCGACGAUUCUCGCGGAGUUUCUGGCGAACUGUCAACACGCGAAAUGCAAGGUGGUCCGUCUGGUUCGUCAGCAAAUAAGUAAACUGCAGAACAUGCAGUACGAGCGCUUUCUGAUCGACGCGACCAAGAAAUUGCCGGAGAGCAUGACGUCCACCAAAGUAUACGAAGAGCCCUUCAGCGAGGUUCACCAAGCUCACAGAAAUGUGCACGAGCCAUGUAGCGGAGUGCACGACGGGUCGUACGGUGACGUGCGCGAGAUUGAAGGCGAGGUCGUCGCGCAAGAGAGGCAAAGUGAAUUGAUGGCGUACGAGGAAGCGCCGAAGCUGGUUGUCAAGCGAAUGGUCGAAGUGAAAGACGCGGUAGAGGAGAGUACAGCAACCGCAUCUUUGCCUGGCACGGCGUCUCCUGAGAGAGCGGUGGACCGCAAGUGGAUGCUGCGGAUCCUGGAUCGCGUUCGUCAUCGAGCGCAUCUGAUACUGGCGGCUGCUGCGGUCGGCGUGAUAGUCUGGACCGCUUUGGUGUACGGUGUCUUCCUGGGCGCGACCGCCUGCGGGAGCGGCCGCACCUGUUUCGCGUCGUCUUUCCAAGACGCGAGACGCUCGCUGUUUUAGAGAGCUAUUGCUUUUGCGCGUAUUAAAAAAAGAUAUAUAUUAUAAAUGACGUGUAAAAAAAAUGUGAUAUGUAAAUGUGCUCUUUUACGUCUUUUUUUUUUAUUCUGUCUUUCUAAAACGAACUGACCCAGAUUUGCAGUCGAAUUGCGAAACAAAUUUAACACGCGCAAUUAUUUACAUACAAAAAAAGAAGCAAGUUCUCCAACGGCAAAAUUGAGGUUUUAUAUUUAAAAGCUAACCUUAUCAAAAGUAAAUUAAAGAAACGUAAAUAAAAGUAA